Messenger RNA from Dipodomys spectabilis (banner-tailed kangaroo rat), 3327 nucleotides. It is a transcript of the gene Col19a1, whose product is annotated as collagen type XIX alpha 1 chain. NCBI's taxonomy places the organism in Eukaryota, Metazoa, Chordata, Mammalia, Rodentia, Heteromyidae. Bases 1 to 3327 code for a protein of 1108 amino acids. The record is from RefSeq and is a predicted model, not a curated record. The transcript is spliced from 47 exons.
AUGAUACCCUCUGGCUCCUGGAAGCUCUGGCCUUGGUUGGUGAUGCUCCUGCUCUGGGCCUCCACCUCUGGGAUGGACGGAGAUGAAUCAGAAAAGACAUGUCCUGCACUGAAAACGGAGGGAUAUCAGUUUAUGCAAAUCAGCAGAAAGGAGCUCAAUGUUUCAGGCUUUGACGUGGGAGCGCGCUUUUCCCUUCGGCGGGCAUCCUGUGAAGGGGGGAAGUCCUGCUUCAGACUGGGGCGUGCACUGCUGAUUAGAGAGACCUUUAAGGUAUUUCCAGAAGGCCUCCCGGAGGAAUAUGCGAUAGCAGCUGUGUUUCGUGUGCGGAGAAAUACCAGGAAAGAGCGGUGGUUCCUCUGGCAGAUUUUAAACCAGCAGAAUGUGCCACAGAUUUCCAUCACAGUUGAUGGAGGGAAGAAGGUGCUAGAAUUUAUGUUUCGAGCUGCUGAAGGAGAUACGUUGAACUACGUGUUUAAGAACCGGGAACUCCGCCCUCUGUUUGACCGCCAGUGGCACAAGCUGGGCAUCAGUGUGCAGCCCCGCACUAUCUCUGUCUACGUGGAUUGCAGCCUGGUUGCAAGCCGCCAGACCAGUGUCCAAGCCACCACGGACCCGCGAGGAAGGACAGCCAUUGCCUCCCGGGCUUCGGAUGGCAGACCUGUGGAUAUAGAACUUCACCAAUUUGUAAUCCACUGCGACACAGACUUCUUAGCUCAAGACCUGUGCUGCAGGGACCCGGCUGCGUGCUCAGAGCAGGCAGAAUUUGGAAAUCCUGUUGCAUCAUCCGUAAUGGCUCAUGCUGGCAAGAGUCCUCCAAAUCUGCUGAAGCAGGAACUGAGAAACCUGUGCCACUGUGUGCCAGAGCAGGGAGAAGCAGGCUUGCCAGCACCUCCGGGUUCACCUGGGCAGAAAGGAGAGAAAGGAGAGCCGGGUGAAAAUGGUUUACGUGGUGUUCCCGGCUUACCUGGACAAAAGGGUGAACUUGGAGCAAAAGGAGACCCAGGUGUGCCUGGCUUUAAUGGACAAGAAGGUUCCAAAGGUGAUGUGGGUCCUGUCGGCCCACCUGGACCUAAAGGAGAAAAGGGUGACAUGGGACCCCCAGGACUCCCAGCCUUAACUGUUUCCGAGGGACUUCGAGGCCCCCAAGGCCCCCCUGGGGAAGAAGGUCAGAGGGGAAGACGAGGCAAAACAGGACCCCCGGGAAAGCCGGGACCCCCAGGGCCCCCCGGACCUCCUGGUUUACAAGGAAUACAGCAGACCUUUGGCAGCUAUUUUAACAAGCUGCUCUGGGUGAAAGCAGCAUCAACUCCUGCGGUCUUCAUCCCUGCUGGAUUGGUGGAUGGCCGACAGGGAAAGCACCCUGAAUGCCAGUGUGGAAACCUCAUCCCACUCAAGGACUUCAGGGGUGAAACCGGGCUGCCAGGGUUCCUGGGGUCUAAAGGACAAAAAGGAGAACCUGGAGAACUGGGAGACACGGGUCCACCCGGCUGGCCGGGGAGCCCAGGACUGAAGGGUGAGCAAGGACCGCCCGGCACCAUGGGGCCGCAAGGACCGUGGGGAGACGUCGGAUUGCCGGGGGAGCCGGGGACUCCAGGAAAGCAAGGCGAUAAAGGAGAGAAGGGGGAUGCAGGCGGGACCACAGGCCCCCCAGGACUCCCAGGCCCAAAAGGCGAGGCCGGCCCUCCAGGGAGAAGCCUGCUUGGGGAACCGGGGUUAGAUGGACGGCCUGGAGUGCCUGGACCCCGAGGCCCAAAGGGCGAGCGAGGGCUUCCCGGGAUCCAUGGCUCCCCAGGGGACGUGGGGCCCCCAGGGGUAGGAAUUCCCGGCAGAAUGGGCUCCCCGGGACCAGCCGGAGAGCCAGGUGUUCAGGGCCCACGAGGUCUCCCUGGGCUGCCAGGAGCCCCCGGGAAUCACGGAGCUCCGGGGAGAGACGGGAACCCAGGCCCCCCGGGCCCACCAGGAGAGCCGGUUGCACUGCCUCUCCUGGGAGAUGUCGGCGCCUUGCUCAAGAACUUCUGUGGCAACUGCCAAGCCACUGUCCCUGCCGGGGAGCCUGGACAGUAUGAGUCUGUGGCCGGGAAGGGUGACAUGGGGCCACGUGGGCCUCCUGGGAUCCCGGGAAGGGAAGGACCACAGGGAAGCAAAGGAGAGCGGGGUUACCCCGGAGCACCUGGGGAGAAAGGCGAUGAGGGUCUCCAAGGAAGCCCGGGCACCCCUGGCACGCCAGGCCCAGCUGGGCCUCCUGGCUCGUCGGGGAGGAGCGGACACCCAGGGCCCAAGGGCGCCAAGGGAAAUGAGGGACCCCCUGGGAUCCCUGGACCUCCCGGACCUCCUGGGCCACCUGGUAUGUACUUCAGCGACAGCAACGGCAUGGGCAGCUUGUAUAAAAUCCAGGGAGGCGUGAAUGUUCCCAGUUUUCCAGGACCGCCUGGCCCCCCGGGUCCAAAAGGGGAUCUUGGCCCAAUGGGAGAGCCUGGUGCCAUGGGGUUGCCAGGACUGGAAGGAUUUCCAGGUGCAAAGGGAGAUCGAGGCCCAGCUGGGCCACCAGGAACAGCCGGGGCAUCGGGAAAGCCCGGCCGUCCAGGUCCACCAGGAGCCCCCGGUGAGCCGGGCCAGAGAGGACCCAUGGGAGACGUGGGCUUCCCUGGACCGGAGGGGCCCAUGGGAAAGCCGGGAAUGAAUGGAAAAGAUGGAUUACCAGGGGCUCAGGGCAUCACAGGAAAGCCUGGAGACAGAGGUCCCAAAGGAGAGCGUGGUGACCAAGGAAUCCCAGGAGACAGAGGGCCCCAAGGCGAGCAGGGAAAGCCAGGCCUUGCAGGCACAAAGGGGGCCCUGGGACCUGUGGGGCCUCCAGGAGACAAGGGCUCUGCCGGACCCCCAGGCCACCGAGGCCCCCCUGGCUCCCCCGGCACUCCGGCUGAUGCUGUUUCAUUUGAAGAAAUAAAAAAGUAUGUCCAUCAAGAGGUCCUGAGGGUUUUUGAAGAGAGGAUGGCUGUGAUCCUGUCUCAGCUCCAGCAGCCGGCAGCAAUGUUGGCCGGGCAUGCCCAUGGGAGGCCCGGCCCUCCAGGGAAGGACGGGCUGCCCGGGCCCCCAGGAGACCCCGGACCCCAGGGCUACCGAGGACAGAAGGGUGAAAGAGGUGAACCUGGAAUUGGGCUGCCAGGGAGCCCUGGGCUUCCAGGUUCCUCAGCUCUGGGUCAGCCAGGUUUACCAGGUGCCCCAGGCCCCCAGGGCCCGCCAGGCCCCAGCGGGCGAUGUAGCCCAGAAGACUGCCUCCCUCCUGCACGGAAGACCCCACAUGGACAGGCAGGACAUGGACACACCUAA